AUGACCCCGCCGGCAAUCAUUGCGCCUUCAAUUCUGUCUGCUGACUUUGCUCAGCUGGGCGAGGAAUGCGCUCGUACUAUGGAACAAGGUGCCGACUGGCUCCACGUCGAUAUCAUGGAUGGCCACUUUGUUCCGAACAUUACAUUUGGAGCUCCCGUCGUUGCCAAGAUCAGAAAACAUGUUGACAAGCCCACCGAAGGCCAUGGCAGAGGCACCUUUGACUGCCACAUGAUGAUUGCAGAGCCCAAGAAAUGGGUCAAGGAGUUUAAAAACGCCGGUUGUGACCUGUAUUGCUUCCACUAUGAAGCGGCAUUCUCGACGGCAGCCGAGAGCCCCGAGCAGACGUCGGACAAGAAGACCAGCCCCAAAGAGCUCAUUCGGUAUAUCCACGCCAACGGAAUGCUUGCGGGCAUUGCCAUCAAGCCAGACACGUCUGUUGAUGUGCUGUGGGAUAUCUUGGAGACUGCCGAUCCCGAGGAGAAGCCUGACAUGGUUCUUGUCAUGACGGUCUACCCUGGAUUCGGCGGCCAGAAGUUCAUGGCGAGCGAGCUCCCCAAGGUGCAGGCGUUGCGGGCCAAGUACCCCGAGUUGAACAUCGAGGUUGAUGGUGGCUUGGGGCCAGGGACUAUCGACCAGGCCGCCGAUGCUGGGGCCAAUGUCAUUGUUGCUGGUAGUGCCGUGUUUGGCGCAAAGGACCCGUCUGAGGUUAUUUCUUUACUACGAAAAUCGGUAGAUUCGAGGGCUGGUAGACUAUGA
Molecule: messenger RNA, 756 nt
Organism: Metarhizium brunneum ARSEF 3297
Lineage: Eukaryota; Fungi; Ascomycota; Sordariomycetes; Hypocreales; Clavicipitaceae
Gene: RPE1
Product: Ribulose-phosphate 3-epimerase
Biological process (GO): carbohydrate metabolic process; pentose-phosphate shunt, non-oxidative branch; pentose-phosphate shunt
Cellular component (GO): cytosol
Molecular function (GO): D-ribulose-phosphate 3-epimerase activity; metal ion binding
Source: RefSeq, a predicted model, not a curated record